Messenger RNA from Danaus chrysippus (African queen), 6129 nucleotides. The record is from the annotation of a GenBank genome assembly. Lineage: Eukaryota; Metazoa; Arthropoda; Insecta; Lepidoptera; Nymphalidae.
AUGGAAGAACUGCUUCAAGACAUAUUUAGAGAAGCUACAGGGCCGAAGUUAAACUCAUUGAAAAAAUCAUGUCAGGAUGCAUUAGAGGUCCUUUGCCUGCAAGAAAGCAGCAGGCGGGCAUCAUACGAAUUGCGGCGGGCGUGCUUGUCGCCGCUGCAGAUCGCGCUGGAAACCAAGCGGCCGCGCCUCGUCGGAUUCGCACUCCAGGGGUUUCAUAAAUUAUUGCGCGACGAUCGUUUUCACCGCGGCAUCGAGCCUGAAGACGAUUCGCUAUGGAUGCCGUCGCAAUUGCUCUGUGCGACCACAUCCGUUAUGUAUCAGCUUCCCGAUACUCAGGUCCAAAUCUUCCGUAUGUAUCUAUCAAUGGCGUUGUCACCUCGCCGUACUUUAAAUGGUCGUCUGUGUGUGUGGGCUUGUGGUCGUUGUGGCGAGGCUGCAGGCGCGUCGCCACACGUGGCCGCGGCCGCACGCGCUGCGGCCGCACAAAUGUUGAGGGCGUAUUGUGCUCAGCUUGAUGAAGAAUGUCAGGAGCUACUAGCCGAAGGUUCGCCCAUUGGAAGAAACCAUAUAGUCGCAGUGGGUUGUUACAGCGAAGUUAUACCAGUUAUACAAUAUCUAUGCAGCAGACUCUCUGAAACGCAAUUAACCCCCAAACAGAACCCAUUAGCACUAUUCUUUUUGGAUUGUCUGCUAACCCUAAUGUCGAGUCUCUCUGAAAGAGUGAGUGGUAAUUCACACUUUACAACAUUUCUUUGGCAGAAGUUUUGUCCUUCUCUCAUCUCUUUUCUUGGAACGCCCAGGGUUGACAAAAAUAUAAAAUCCAGGGAACACGAAGGCCAUCUGGUUGAUGAUUCAGGCAGAGGCUCCGGCGCGUUAGUUUGUGCUCCAAGUUUUAAUAGCAAACAAGCCAAAGCUAUAUACAGUAUUGCGAACCAAUUAGUACGUUUAGUUGGCUCAACGUCGAACCUACGACCGGUACUAGAAGCUUUAUACCACCGUAUGCUCCUGUACCCGCCAGUACAACAUCGAGUGGAACCUUUGAGAAGUGCUCGUGAACUACUCUGCAACCCACGAAGACUCUGCCAAUUAGUGCUCAUGAAGAAAACUGAUGAACGGCAUAGCGAUGAUAUGGCGAUUAUAAGACUAAUAAUGGACGGCAUUGAAGAGUGUGGACGAAGUGGCAAUCCAGAUAUAGUGGCAGCAGCUGUUGAAUGUGUAUUUUCACUUUUGGAUGCUCUUGAGAAACUUUGUUCGGGAUCUAUUGAAUAUAUACCUAAUGAUGUAGCUAAUAGGAUUCUAAAUCACUGGCCGCAACUACACGAUUCUGAUUAUACUGGGCCCCUUACUUAUCAGACAUUAGCCAGAUUACCGAGCCCGUAUAGAGAUGUCGUUGCUGUGUUGCAAAGUAGCGAAACUAAAGAUGACUCUUCUGAUACUUCUGGACCAGAAAAUAUAAGUUCUGGCAGCGAAGUUGAAGCUGAUUCUGACGUUGAUAAUGUUUUUCUUCCGACAAGAGCAAAUAAUCCAUCGUCACCAAAAACUGCACAAAAGGAAACCUGUAACGAAAAAACGAAAGCCAUACCAAAAACACUAAACCUGGGAAGAUGCACAAUAACAGAAUGCAACGUAGAUCUCGAGAGACACAACGCGAGGCAGUUCGUGAAAACAUUGCAAAAUUCACUUCUACCUAAGCUACUGAAUCUUCGUACUUGCAUCGAGGUCGACGAAUCGAUGCAGGACUUCGCUUGGAAGUGUUGCGCUCACAACGCGUCGCAACCGCCCGCCACCGCGUGUGUUAUGAACGCGGACGGCGUAUACCUGGCCACAUACGCCGCGCUACUGUUGACGCUCAGGCAACGACGGGCGAGAUACUAUAACGAUGGACAUAAGGUCCAAGUGCCACUUAUCGAGGAUGAAUUCGUAGAUGAAGUCCAGGGUAGCGGAGUACUUGUAUAUUUAUCAGCGACCUGGCUGAGGGAACUUUACCAGCAAGUUCUAGCGACUGACUUACUCAAAGACGUCACUAGUGCCGACCAUCCGCUCAUACAUUUACUAUCAGAUUUAGGAGGUCUAGAUCAGAAUCCUGUGAUGUCAGACUGGCAAAAAUUAAAAGAGGUUUCUAUGAUCUAUAAAGAUAGUGAUGAUUCACCACAAUAUCAGGCCAGCUUACGAUGGGCGAGGAGAAUAUUAACAUGUAUAUGGGACUCAAUGGUAACUGUACUAAGUGUGCCGUUAACUGGAUAUAGAAAUAAGAAACACAAACUGCGAGGUAUUAUAUCCAAGAAAAUUAAUAAUUUUGGUAAAAGAAAGAGAAUUGCCUGGGAGGGACUGACUAUACAAUGCUUGGAGGGAUUGCAUAAGGCAGCAAGAAUAAGUACGACGUUAAGCUUACAAAAUAGAUGUAGCAGUAUAUUGGCUCUGUUAGCGAACUCUGCUACUUCACAACCGGCCAACGGAAAAAUAUUAGCAACACACGCAUUGUCUUUAGAUAUAUUGAUUUCAGGUGGUUUGGAAUUGGGUUCAAAAGCUGCAGAGUGUUGGGAACAUAUAUUCGUUGCGUGUCAAUACGUAUCAAGUUUCGAACAUUCACUUUUUGGCCAGCAAGGAAAUAAUGCAACGCCAAUAAUAACGAUGCAGACUGGAAGAAAUAAAACUAUAUCUAUACUACAGGCCGACGCUAAGUUAGUUCUAGAUGGAAGAGACGAUGAAACCUGUGUGGACGUUUUCAAUUUCCUACAACCAGUAUUAGAAAACAAUUCAAACAACGAAAUGUCGGUCGCGAAAAUUGUUGAGACGUGCAGACAAGAGGGAGGCAACGUUAUCAGCGGUUCAAACGCUGCCCGUGUGUGUUGCGCGCUGUCUGCUGCUACAGACGCGCUGUUCUCUCGUCUUGCUGCCACCACUACGCUGCCUGCGCUCAAGGCAGCGCUACAGAGACUCGUCGCACACAACCAUAGACUGUUAUUUUCUUCGUGGGAUCAGGAUGUAAGCACAAACCCUGUUUGGUGGCGUAAGUCGCGUGUUAAAGUAUUGGGCGGGGAGGCUGCUCGAGCUGUAUGUAGGGCGGGGGAUGUAGCAUUGAGAUGUCUUCGAGCAGCUAGACCUCUUGCUCACAGAAUGGCUAUAUGGACUGUCGUUGGGCCACAUUUUAUGCAGGCUGCCUGCCAUAAAGACAUACAAAUAUCAAGCCUGGCUAUUCAAUGUUUACACGACUGUGCCACAGCUCUGCUCAAUCAGCAAGUUGAACUACCGCACUUCCAUUUCAACGAAGCUUUACUAAAACCUUUUGAAAAUUUACUCUGCUUAGAACUCUGUGAUGACGAUAUUCAGGAACAAAUAAUAUCUUGCAUUUGUGAAUUCGUUGAGACAAAUCGCAUGGAAAUUAGAUCGGGUUGGCGACCCUUGUUCAAUACACUACGAGCGGCUAAUAAUUCCAACCAGUACUCUGCUAUUCUUGAAAUAUUUAAAGUGUUUCUGAAUACUGACAACACACUCGUAUUCGCGAAUGCGGCUCUAGACUGCAUUCUUUGCCUUUUAAGUCACAUAAAGGGUCUGCAUUAUGAUGAAACUCAACCAACUGAACCGAAACCAAAGAAAGUCACUACUCCGCCACAGCCAAAACCUAGUCUAAAUCUUAAGUUUUCAAAAAAUAGUAAAUUUAUACCGCUCAGUGAAGAAAAAUCCGAGAAGGUUAUUGUGGAUAUGUGCAGAGAGGCGUUAUAUCACUUAGAAAGUUGCGCAGAUAUCUUAACUAUGAUGUACAACAUGCCCAAAUGUCCCAUAUUCAAUACAGGCAGUAGAGUUAAAGGUGAUUUGCCCCUAUCAGUAGUCGAUCCUAUAAUUCCUAGUACAUCUAUAGAUGUAACCAAAUAUAUCGUUAACGAAAAUUGUGAAGAAGAACUGAUGUCAUACAGAAAACUGUCAACGACCUUACCACCUUCGAACACAACAAAUAAUUGUCUUCUAAAAUUAGACAAACCAAGUAAUAUUUUAAAAGUAUGGUACGUUCUCAUUGAAGGAUUAAUAUCAGCUACAGUGGUCUGUUCUAAGAAAAAUCAACCAGCAGCUAUGGAAACAUUAUUUAAAUUAUUGAAAAACAUAGCUGAAGUACCAGGAACGCACUUUGGGUUGCAUUGCAUCAACCAUUUAUUGCUGCCCACUGUACAAACUUGGUUGCGACAAAUAGCUAACGUUAACACACAUUGGGACAGUGUAAUGCCAAACUUUAAACAGUGCUGUGGCAUGACAACGGACACUAUUGUGUUUUAUCUUCACGAACUGCAACAUAUUAAUAUAGAAAGAGCAACAGCGGAAGAUAAAAAAGAUGCUAAAAAUAUUGAACCCAUUGAAAGUCCAGAGGCGACAUUUGCUCUAAAGCAAAUCAUGCUUGUAUUAGUUGAGUGUAUUUCACAACCUCAAGAACCGAUAGCGCGUUUGGGAGCAUCCUGUAUAAGACAUAUAAUAUUAACGUCUGGACACCUUCUAACUGAUAAACAGUGGGAGAUAGUAUGCACGAGUCUUCAUAGAGCUUGCAACGUAAGCUUGAGCCCGUUGAAGCAACUGACAUAUGCAUUUAAAGAAAAUUCGAAUAGUUUUUACGGAGACUUGGCAAUUGUUAAAGUGGCUGCUAGAAGGGAUUGCUCGAUCAAUGAUAACGUACGCCUCCAUGCUAUGGCUCAACAAGUUUUCUUAACUGAGCAUCUGAGAGGUCAUGACAAUCAUAGCAAGCAGACGUCUAAAAAUUCAGCACAAAAUUUAAUUGACGACAGAAGCUACAUUUUCCUCAUCUAUUUACAAGAAUCUAUGAAAUCAUUGAAUCCCGAUUUAUACACAGUAAGGAUCACGAAUAGAGGAUUGAUUGUGGGACUGCUCGCUCACCAAAUUUUAGUUCAGAUUAUUGCUACGGUUUUAAUACAGGCUUCUUCCGAUGUCUUCUAUGGAAUAAACAGUAUACUACUCGAAAGUUUCAGAACCGGUACGAAUAUAUGUAAUUACAAGUUUUUCUUAAACCAGAACAAUGUUGAUCUUUUACUCAAAAGUCUUGAAUUAUCUUACACUCGAGCCAUGCAGUUUGACUCCAGACCAGGAUUAAAAUUUCUCGUGCAGAAAGUAUCAAACUUGGACUACGCAGCCAAUUUAUACAAACAGACAUCGUCUUCAUGGCUUAUAAAGAUUAUAGCCCUGACUGAAAUAUUUUUUAGUGGCGUUAUAAAAUUUAAAAUGAAGUCCACGGACGUGUCGAUAAUCCUAAAUAAUUACAAAACAACGUUAAACAUGACACUGGAAUAUGACCAGUUUGUGACAAAAAUCUUUGACUUAAAAGCCACUUGGGAACUGCUUUGCGGGAAUUACGUUAAACACCUCGUAAAUAUUACUGACUUUGAGGAGUGCGAUCAAGCUAAAGAUCGUUUCUCAUACAGUUCAGAAGACACAGAUUCAUCUAGUAAUAAUAAUUACGAAAAUUACUACACUCAAGAACCCAACAGAAUAAUAUGUACAGCGGCAAUAGAAAAUGGAAAUGUAACAUUAGAAGCGAACGAAGAUACUGAGAAACCAAAACCAUUCACAUUCGCUGAUUUUAAAACGAAUACAAUAACACAUUACGAUGACGAAACAACGAACAAAGAAAACAUAACAAACGAAGAAAAUACUAGCGAUGAAGUGAAUGAUGAAAAUAAAAAGUCAAACGAAAAAUCAAACGAAACGAAAAAUAUACGAAAAUCAGUUGAAUAUCAGAGCAAUGUGACCCCGGUCAAACCGAAACGACGCUGUGCGUCUGAUAAUAUAGAAAGAAAAGUGAACAUAUCCAUAUGUGAUGAAACGGCCUUCGAUAAGAACAAAAACAUUGAACCUUUAAUUCCACCUCAGCCGGUGCCACCAGAGAUAGAACAACAAAGAACUCUCAGCAUUAACAAGGAUAUGGAGGUGCAACGGAAUUGUUUCCAAAACAUUAUAAUGGCAUAUCUAGAGCUAGUACUCACAUUUCCAUUGGAACGGUUUCAACUAGUGUAUCCUGUACUUCAGACUGGUUUCACACAACUGGCGAAGUCAGUGAGUGAGCCCCAGCUACUCGAUAGAAUCAACAUAUUUUUCGAUAAAAAAGACUUACUCGAAUAUAGGAAUAAGUGA